Didymosphaeria variabile is the source of this 519-nucleotide messenger RNA. RefSeq lists its product as uncharacterized. Bases 1 to 519 code for a protein of 172 amino acids. Lineage: Eukaryota; Fungi; Ascomycota; Dothideomycetes; Pleosporales; Didymosphaeriaceae. The record is from RefSeq and is a predicted model, not a curated record. The transcript is spliced from 3 exons.
AUGGGGCUCGGGAUCGAGGAACCCUAUGCAUUCGAUGAUGUUUCCGACGAGGAUAGCGACGUUGACGGUCGUCCGAGCAAGAAAACCCCUGUGCCCGAUUCGCCCCCCGAACCCGACGACAGGGUUUCUAUAGAGUACGCACACGAUGAGACUGGUCCUACAGCUUACCUUCUGCGCGCUAUGGGCUUGCCCCAGCACGAAUGGGCUCAAGCGUUUCAGCGAAAAAACCUAGACAGCUCAACCCAGCCUGACAACAAGGUCACGCCGGAAGAUUCCAUCACCGCCACUGUUACCGAGGCGGCAGGCGAUCGUGAGCAAACAGACAACAAUCAACAACAAGCAGAGCCCGCCAAAGCACAAGAUCCAGCUACGACAGAUCAAGGCGAUGCUGUUGUGGAUGAUGACGCUGCACACUGUAAUACACUGUUUGAUCUGGCGAACAUGGACGUUUGCAAGACAGAGCACGGAGUAGAUGGUAAGUCAAAGCCUUCCAUCUACAUCCAUUCUACAAUUCAGUGA